CUUCGCUCUCGUCUCACUCCAACUUCCAAGUCCGAGUCGGAAUCCUUAAUGUUACGAAUACGAAUUAAAUCUUAUAGAGUAGAGAGAACGUCGCCGCCGCCAAGUUGAGCUGUCAGUGUCGAGUUUAUUAAAUUGCACGCUGUGACGAGUGCGCGUACACGUUCGUCCUGUUAACCUAUUGCGCUGCUACGCGGUACCGUAUGCGCGCUAAAUUCGAAAUUUCACCAUUCGCUGGCGAGGGUCGAGUUCGAUAACCGAUUCAAAGUGACAAGUUUUCAGCAAAUUAUCGAUUCAGCUAAAACCAAGUUGUUAUGUCGUCCAGGUACCAUACGUCGACGGUGACAUCGAAUUAUAACACAAAUAGCGAUAAUAGACUAGAUGAAUUAUUGGAAGAUUUACAAAGCACCGUAGCCACAAGGCCUAUGGUAAAUGGUACAACGUCGUCAUCGUCGUCGUAUCGAGAUGGAUCCACCGGAUACAGAGAAACCUUCAAAUCGGUCCAAACACAAAGUACAGGAAAACCUGCAGAGUCUUCUAGGGAAUAUCAAUUCGAAUAUUUGAAUCCGUCGAAUAACACGUGUGUUGUACCAGAACGUCCGAAAAGUCCGUUCUACGAUAAAGAAAACAUUGAUUCCAUUCCAGGGAAAAAUGUCGGUUCUUAUAAGACCGUUUCUUAUCAUUAUAAUACCAAGAAAACUGAAAAUCAAACAAAUCCAGUGACAGAAAAAUCCGGAGUAAAAUUCAGGCAAAACAUCAACGAAUUAGAUACCCUAUUGGAUGAUCUGAACCACACUCAAAAAAUGGAAUUAUCUACCUCAAAUCACAGUAAUCGAUUGAAAGGAUACGAUUCAGGAUUCCUGGAACCAUUGGACAGCAGCACUCCUCAAAAAGGACACGUGUCACGUUUCGAAGAACGUACCUUCGAAGAACAAAAAUAUGGUUCGAACGGCGUCGCUCCUCCGGUCAGAAGUCACGAGGUGAAAAAAGAAGUCUUUUAUAAUGGCGAACCAAUUGAGAGAUACCACAAUAAAUAUUCGAAUAACGACUCGACGAAAGACUUACUUUACACGGGAGGUAGCCUUAGACACAGAGAACCCUCGCCAGGCAGACAAUUACAAGAAGUUUACCAUUACGAGACUAGAAGCUCUUCAACCAAAAAAAGCGCCGACCCUUCGCCUCAACGAUCGAUAUCGAGAAACUACAAUUACGAAUCAGAUGUAACCGAUAACGCCAUUUCUUAUCCUUACGACUACAAUAGAUCACCUUCCCCAGCCAGAUCGAUCCACAAUUACAGCAGUAACACCGUCAAAGAAAGCACAACUCAUAGAUCACCUUCGCCAGCCAGAUCGUACUAUUCGACAACUUCUACUGUGCGAAGCAACACCACUCCUCAACCGAUCACAAGGAAUUUAUACUCUUCAUCGAAAACCAUCCAGGAGACCAGCCGCCGAGAAACUCAGCGAUCCCCUUCGACCCCACCUCCCCAUCGUUCCCCUUCACCAGUAUCGUUCGCUCAGCCACCAGAUCCACCAUUGGAGACUUCGGUCAAAAGUUACAAUUUCGAACGUAAUAUUCGACCUCAGUCGCCGAAUUUGAAACAGAAAUUCAGCCCUUCUGAUCCUAGUCGCGAUGCUAUUCCUGGUCAUACGGUAAUUACGCGUAAUUACAAAUACUCCAGUCAGCAGACCCAGAGGUCGAAGUAUCCGCAGGAUGAUUACACGUAUAGGCCGGAGCCGACACCGGCUUAUACGUAUACGAGACCUUUCCCUUCACCUUCCCCGCCACCUGAAGUCAGAGAGCAAAGACCACCGAAACAUAUCGAUGAGUUGAUGGCUUCAUUUUCUGAUACUGAACACCGUCAAGAAGUUUUCAAUCGUUUCCAUACCACUCGUUCUUCGACCAAUCGAUGCCUCACACCAGGGCCCGAAAAAAUAGUACAAGUCAAAAAGCCUUCACCUCCAUCAACUCCGACUGACAAAGCCGAAACUCAAAAACUAACCGAAUACAGAAAAGAAAAAGUAAACGGAGUUGCUGGUCCUCCAGUGUACUAUCCUCCUGGACCAUUAUUCACGAAAAAAGAAGAAUCUGCUGCGAUGCACCAGUGUGAAGCAGGCGGAGGAAUGAAAGCUAGAAGGAAGGCCAAAUACGAGUACAAAAGUGGUAGCAAAAUGAGAGAAGACUCCGACGUGAAAAAGACAAUCGUGCCGAUGUGUUGUCCUGUCUGCUGCGCUUUGCCUUGCGCCAUUAUGUAAUUUUUCAAUUUUGAAGAUUUCCCUCCAGAAAUAUUUAAUUUUUUAUGUUUCAUCUUAUAAUCGAAAAUUCGAAAUUAGUACGUGAAGAGUAGUUGUGGAGCGAGGGAGGGAGGGAGGGAGGGAGAUAGGGAAGAUAUUGAAAAAAUGAAAGUACACAUAAUUAAAAUCAAAUUUCCAUGUUACCAAGAAAAUCUGCUAAUUUUUAUUCACUGCGAAAGAACAUUUUCUAGACCUACAUUUAUCUGUAUUUAUAUUUAUAUUGUACUUAAUUUGAACUUUAUAAAAAUACACCUUCGAGUAUUUAUUUAUUUUACGUUGAGAAAUUUUGUUUAUUUGAAAUUAAUUAUGUGAAUAAUUUUUAUUUAAUCAUUCAUCUAUUCAUUAAAAAAAAUUGUAACAAUACAAAUAAGAUUUUUUGUAACAUUGUAAUUGUUAUUCUGUUAAAAUAAAAAAUUUAAUUUUAA
Molecule: messenger RNA, 2716 nt
Organism: Planococcus citri (citrus mealybug)
Lineage: Eukaryota; Metazoa; Arthropoda; Insecta; Hemiptera; Pseudococcidae
Product: serine/arginine repetitive matrix protein 1-like
Exons: 10
Coding region: 312-2252 (646 amino acids)
Source: RefSeq, a predicted model, not a curated record